Messenger RNA from Chlorocebus sabaeus (green monkey), 1779 nucleotides. Its product is annotated as PRAME family member 12-like. Gene Ontology annotation, cellular component: cytoplasm. Gene Ontology annotation, biological process: negative regulation of DNA-templated transcription; negative regulation of cell differentiation; positive regulation of cell population proliferation. Lineage: Eukaryota; Metazoa; Chordata; Mammalia; Primates; Cercopithecidae. The record is from RefSeq and is a predicted model, not a curated record.
UCCAUUGUUUUAGGGUGGUAAGUGACAAACAUUUUCUUGAAAAGGUGGAGCUUAGCUUUCAGGAUCCUCAGCAACGCUUCCCAGUGUUACUGAGAUUUAGUGCAGCAAUGGUUGAAAAUGAAUGGGCCAGUGGUCACCUUGCCCCCUCUUCAUUGUUUGGAAGACAAUCUUCAUGGUACCAGCAGGAGCAGAAUUACGGAUUUGUGUCCAGAAAGUGCAGAGCGGAACUGGGGUGAACUAAUUACCUUUCCACCUCUACCAGAGCAAUGGCAUUGGCACUAGGAGAUGAUGAAGUAAUGUGAUUUGCCAUAAAAAUCAUGCUCUUUCUCUGAAAGUUUUCCACGUAGAUUCAUCAGCAUGAGCCUCCAGGCCCCACCCAGACUCCGGGAGUUGGCUGAGCAGAGUCUGCUGAGGGAUGGAGCCUUGGCCAUCCCCACCCUGGAGGAGCUGCCCAGGGAGGUCUUUCCCUCUCUGUUCAUAGAGGCCUUUACCAGGAGAUGCUGCGAGACCCUGAAAACUAUGGUGCAGGCCUGGCCCUUCACCUGCCUUCCUCUAGGGUCCCUGAUGAAGUCGCGUCCUCUGGAGACCUUUGGAGCUGUGCUGGAGGGGCUUGAUGCACUGCUUGCCCAGAAGGUUCGUCCCAGGCGGUGGAAACUUCAAGUGCUGGACUUGCGGGAUGUGGAUGAGAACUUCUGGGGCAUAUGGUCUGGAGCUUCUGCACCCUCCCCAGAGGCUCUGAGUAAGAGACAAACAGCAGAGAACUGUCCAAGGCUGGGUGGGCAGCAGCCCUUGAUGGUGACCCUAGACCUUUGCUUCAAGAAUGGGACGCUGGAUGAAUGCCUCACCCGCUUCUUCGAGUGGGGCAAGCAGAGAAAAGGCUUACUUCAUGUGUGUUGCAAGGAGCUGCAGAUUUUUGGAAUGCCCAUCCACAGUAUCAUAGAGGUCCUGAACAUGGUGGAACUAGACUGUAUCCGGGAGGUGGAAGUGUGCUGCCCCUGGGAGCUGUCCAUUCUUAUAAGGUUCGCCCCUUACCUGGGCCAGAUGAGGAAUCUCCGCAAACUUGUUCUCUUCAACAUCCACGUCUCUGCCUGCAUUCCCCCAGACAAGAAGGAGCAGUUUGUCACCCAGUUCACCUCUCAGUUCCUCAAGCUGGACUACUUCCAGAAGCUUUCCAUGCACUCUGUCUCUUUCCUCGAAGGCCACCUGGACCAGCUGCUCGGGUGUCUCCAGGCCCCCUUGGAGAUGGUCGUCAUGACCGACUGCCUGCUGUCAGAGUCGGACUUGAAGCAUCUCUCUUGGUGCCCGAGCAUCCGUCAGCUAAAGGAGCUGGACCUGAGGGGCAUCACACUGACCCAUUUCAGCCCUGAGCCCCUCGCCGUUCUGCUAGAGCAAGUUGAGGCCACCCUGCAGACCCUGGACUUAGAGGACUGUGGGAUCACGGACUCCCAACUCAGCGUCAUCCUGCCUGCCCUGAGCCGCUGCUCCCAGCUCAGCACCUUCAGCUUCUGUGGGAACCUCAUCUCCAUGGCCGCCCUGGAGAACCUGCUGCGCCACACCGUUGGGCUGAGGAAGCUGAGCCUGGAGCUACCUGCCCCUCUGGAGAGUUAUGAUGCCCAGGGUGCUCUCUGCUGGGGGAGAUUUGCUCAACUUGGGGCUGAGCUGAUGAAGACACUGAGGGACUUAAGGCAGCCCAAGAUUGUUGUGUUCAGCACUGUCCCCUGCCCUCGCUGUGGCAUCAGGGCCUCCUAUGACCUGGAGCCCAGUCACUGCCUCUGCUGA